AUGCAAGGUAUCAGUAUGAGCAACACAAUGCAAAGAAGACAAUUUUCUGUAUUAGCCUGUGUGUUUCAAUCUAUUUUCGUAGCAUUAUUCGCCAUUUUUGGAGAAUUUCAUAAUCACGAGGAAGAUAAACACAAUCGGGUUCAUGCCAAUUAUCCAAUGUUUCAGGACAUUCAUACAAUGGUGAUAAUCGGCUUUGGAUUUCUCCUCUCAUUUCUAAAAAAAUAUGGCCUCUCGGCUUUAUCCAUAAAUUUGUUGCUAUGCUCUUUUGUUAUGCAAUAUGCACUAUUGUUGAGAGGAUUUCUAAGCCCCGAAUUUUUGGAGACGGGCCUUUGUACUAUCUCUAUUGACGAGUUGGUACAAGCAGACCUCUCAUGCGUUACAGUUCUUAUUACAAUGGGUGUUCUUCUAGGCCGACUGACACCCGUUCAGUUUCUUGUCCUAGCCUUUUUAGAGACCUCAAUAACUGUUUUACUCGAGCAUUUGCUUUACAAUGUUCUUUUUAUUAACGAUGCUGGUCGUUCGCUUGUUGUUCAUUGUUUUGGUGCUUACUUUGGCCUAGCUGCAGCCAAAGUCUGUCAUAGACAGAAUACAAUGGUAGUAGAUGAUGAUGAGUCCAGUGGGCAUUCUUCUGAAUUAUUUGCCAUGCUUGGAACCCUAUUUAUUUGGUCAUUCUUCCCCUCCUUCAAUGCUGGCUCAAUUCCUCAUUCUACACCGGAAAUGAGACAUCGAGCUUUCUUAAAUUCAUAUUUGGCAAUGGCUGCUUGUACUACCGCCACUUUUAUGCUUAGCUCCUUAGCUGAUCACUUGGGUCGUUUCAAUAUGGCCCAUAUUCAAAGCUCUUCUCUAGCUGGUGGAAUAGCUAUAGGUGCAUUUGCUAACGUUAUUCUUUAUCCUCAUCAUGCAAUUGUUGUUGGGGCAGCUGCCGCACUUGUUUCGGUAGUUGGGCAUGUCUUUGUUACGGUGAGAGAGCCAUAA
This is a messenger RNA of Meloidogyne enterolobii, 975 nucleotides long. The record is from the annotation of a GenBank genome assembly. Lineage: Eukaryota; Metazoa; Nematoda; Chromadorea; Rhabditida; Meloidogynidae.